UGACAUUUGACUCUCCAUUCUUUGACUACACUCCCUGAGUCGUCCACAAACUAAUCUCUCUCUCUCUCUCCCUCCACUAUAUAACGUACAAAAUCCUGCAUUUCAAUACAAAACUCAGACCAUUCCAACAAAAACCCCAUUUACCAGAAUUUCUGAGAGCCCCAACAAAAAGCUUCACAAAUUAUGGAGCUUUUUGAUUCUUCAAAGCACGGUACUCUCUCAGCCUUCUUCUCACACUACUCAUCAUCAUUCAUUACGUAUCCAGGUACCGAUUUUCUUCUCAAACCGGUUUUCAUACGUGGGUUUUCUGGCUCAUUACACCUAGUUUUGUUAUUUGUGUUGCUCGUCUCUUGGGUGUGGAAGAAAUUCAAGGUGGGUGAUGGAGAAGGUCCAAAACAGAGGUUUGGGAGUAUUCAAAGUUGGUAUUAUAAGCUAACUUUACUCUGUUGUCUUGGUGUUUCUGGGCUCAGUCUUGUUUUUUGUUUAUUGAACUACUUCUAUUGGCAUAGAAACGAUUGGACUGAGGAAAAGCUAGUGACCCUUUUUGAUUUAGCCAUUAGAACACUUGCUUGGGGUGCUCUUUGUGUCUACUUGCAUACCCAGUUCUCUAAUUCUUCUGAAUCAAAGUUUCCAAAUUUAUUGAGAGUUUGGUGGGGUUCCUACUUUUCUAUCUCUUGCUAUUCCCUUGUGAUAGAUAUUCUUCUGUACAAGGAACACGUUUCCUUGCCCGUUCAAUCUUUUGUUUUUGAUGUUGUCUGCGUCAUCUCGGGUUUGUUCUUUAUAUUUGUGGGGUUUUUUGGGAAGAAAGAGGGCAGAAAUACCGUUCUUGAGGAACCCCUUUUGAAUGGUAAUGGUAAUGCAGUGUCAAAUAAUUCCAAAGGGGGUACACCUGUUACCCCUUAUUCAAAUGCUGGAAUUUUCAGCAUCCUUACUUUUUCUUGGAUGGGUCCUCUAAUUGCGGUUGGCAAUAAGAAGACAUUAGACCUUGAGGAUGUUCCUGAACUAUACAAGGGUGAUAUGUAG
Messenger RNA from Prunus persica (peach), 1023 nucleotides. Its product is annotated as ABC transporter C family member 3. The record is from RefSeq and is a predicted model, not a curated record. The coding region runs from base 184 to 1023 and encodes 279 amino acids. NCBI's taxonomy places the organism in Eukaryota, Viridiplantae, Streptophyta, Magnoliopsida, Rosales, Rosaceae. The transcript has a single exon.